AUGGCCACAGAAACUCAAGUGUUUGGUCGAUGCAGUGAGAUAAACCAAUUGAUAGAUAUGCUGUUGGAUACAUCUACCUCUGACACCGACGACAACAUAUCAGUCGUGUCUAUUGCCGGCAGAAGAGGAGUGGGAAAGACCACUGUCGCACAAUCUGUUUAUUGUAAUCGAAAAGUGGAAAAGCAUUUUGAUCUAAAGGCAUGGAUUUGCUUUAAAUCGAAGCCAUUUCAAUUGAGAAUUUCUAUGAUAGACAUGACUAGAUCUGCUCCUAUGGAAAUAUCUGACUAUGACAAUGAUCUUCUCGAUCUUCUCGAUCUCGAUAGAAUCGAAGAGAUUCUUUGUGAGGUGUUAAAAGGAAACAAGUAUUUAAUCGUGCUGGAUAGUGUAUGGGACGAGAGGAACUGGAAGGAGAUGAGGUCUUAUUGGCUCGUGUUGUACGCUAUAUUUGAUCAAUUGGGGAAAGAAGGUAGCAAAAUCUUGGUCACUACUUGUUCUCAUGAUGUUGCAAACUAUCUGAACGCAAGGGGCGCAAUAGUUUUGAAGUGCUUAAAAGACCAAGUGUUUUGGAAGCUUUUCCGAUCAUGCGCAUUUGGUGAUGAUGCAAAUUUAUCAGAAAAUUUAGAAUGCAUUGGUCAGGAAAUAUCUAACAAGUUGGUCGGUCUUCCUCUCGCCGCAAAGGUUGUAGGAGGUCUACUUCACUCAAGAAUGGAGGAACACUACUGGAGGGAUGUCUUAGACAAUAUGUCAUGGCAACAGGACCAAGAAACUGAUGGAAUUCUCACAUCUCUAAGAUUGAGUUAUGAGUUCCUUCCCCAACACCUCAAGCCUUGCUUUCUUUAUUGUUCUCUGUUUCCUGAGGAACACCGAUUUGAAAAGGAUGCAUUAGUACAUUACUGGAUGGCACUGGAUUAUAUAGGAUCAUGCGCAGAAGGGGGGGAGGGGGAGAAGAGGACUCCAGAGGAUGUAGGACGAGAUUAUUUUACUGAAUUACAACACAGAUCAUUCUUCCAGAAGAGAAAAAUGCUAGAAACUUCGAAGACGGAAUUUUAUGUGACGCACAGUCUUCUUCACGAUGUUGCAAAAUUUGUCGCUGGGGACGUAAUUUACCGAUAUGAAUAUGGCAAUUUUAUACGACCAAGAAUUCCCAAUGAGGUCUGUCACCUGUAUCUCGGCUCCACUGACUGGGUUAAUGUCUUACGGCGUCAAAUUAGUGAAGUGAAGAAGCUGCAAAGCUUGGUGGUACAUCCUCCUCCGUACACAGACUCAACGGUGGUAGACUUGAAAGCCAUAUUUACAGCAUUAUCAAAUGUACGCAUUUUGAUAUUCCUAGAUCAGGAUGUGGCUACUCAUGUUCUAACUGAGUGCGUUGAUUCUAUGCUACAACUGCGAUAUCUUGAAGUGGCUGGUGGAGCAGAAUGUUAUAAGCCCUGGGGGGGCAAUCAUCUGUGUCACUUGCAAGUCCUGAAAGUCACAAAAAUUAAAUAUAGGCUCGAUGAUAUAUCCUUUGGCAGUUGUUUGACUCAAGUUUUUGCUAAAUUAAACAACCUGCGCCAUUUAUACAUGGACUUUUAUUCUGCUGUGUCUGGAAUUGGGCUCUUGACUUCGCUGCAGGAACUGAGCAGGGUCUUUAAAGUUGGAGAACAUGAGGGCAAGAUAAGUCAGCUAAAGCAUCUCAAUCAACUUCGAGGAUCCCUUCUAAUCAAAGGUUUGGAAAAUGUCAGAGACGAGAGAGAAGCAAAGGAAGCCAUGUUGGAGAAUAAAGAAUACCUUGAAAAAUUGGACUUGUGUUGGUCUCCUGCAGAUAAGGUUAAUGCUGCCAGUAUUGAAAGGAACGAGAAUGUUCUCCGAGGACUCCAGCCUCACUCCAACCUGAAAGAGCUAAAAAUUAUUAGUUAUUGGGGUCCAAUGGCUCCGAGUUGGAUUAGUGAAACAAAAUUGUCGAACAUAGAGAGGAUUGAACUAUUCGGUUGUAGGAUCAUGCAAGUCUUCCCUCCACUCGGAGAACUCCCUUUGCUCAGGGUUCUACGUCUUGUUAAUCUGGAUUUCCUGGAAUAUAUUGGUAACGAAGUCUAUGGUAAGGCUGAUGAUCAGGCUUUCCCAAUGCUGGAGGAGCUCGUAUUACUUCGCCUGUUGCAAUUGAAAGAAUGGUCAGAACCAAAAGGUGGUGGUAAAAUUACAAUGAUGCCUCGCCUUCGUAUUUUGGAAAUCCAACAAUGCCGGGAGUUGAAGCUGCCUAUCCCCUUCGCAUUGGAUUCGCCACUCGGAGAAUUUAAAGUUGGCCUUUAUUCGCCUAAACUCAAAGGCAUAUCAUUGCUCACUACUUAUAUUCCAGUUAACUGCAAGCUUUCCGGACUCAAAAUUUUGUCUAUUGGUCCAACGUCCAAAGUUGAAAGAUUCAGUGGUGAUGAGAACGAGUGGUUUGAACGACUCACGUCUCUUGAGGAGCUAAGGUUCACCGAUUGCGAAGAUCUGAAGUCACUACCCGCUACUUUGAGAAGCCUUCCAUCUCUUAAGAGGCUGCAUAUAGACAAGUGCCGUCAAAUUCACUUCCUGCUGGAGGAACUUCCUGCUGCCUUGGAAGAGUUGAACAUGAUUGAUAACUGCCUGCAGCAGGCAACAUCUGCUGGAGCCAAACCUGCAGAAUAA
Molecule: messenger RNA, 2646 nt
Organism: Zingiber officinale
Lineage: Eukaryota; Viridiplantae; Streptophyta; Magnoliopsida; Zingiberales; Zingiberaceae
Product: putative disease resistance protein RGA3
Exons: 1
Coding region: 1-2646 (881 amino acids)
Biological process (GO): defense response to other organism
Molecular function (GO): ADP binding
Source: RefSeq, a predicted model, not a curated record